This is a messenger RNA of Puma concolor (puma), 1026 nucleotides long. RefSeq names its product alpha-1,4-N-acetylglucosaminyltransferase (gene A4GNT). NCBI's taxonomy places the organism in Eukaryota, Metazoa, Chordata, Mammalia, Carnivora, Felidae. The record is from RefSeq and is a predicted model, not a curated record. Gene Ontology annotation, biological process: protein O-linked glycosylation. Gene Ontology annotation, molecular function: acetylglucosaminyltransferase activity.
AUGCUGAAGGAGCUCCAGUUCUUCCUGUCGGCCAUCCUGCUGCUUGCCUGUGUCUUCUUCUACCAGCUCAGCCUGAAGUCCAGCUGUCUCUUCUCUUGCCUUCCUCCCCAAAAGGCCCAGCAAGACCCGGAAGCCCUCCUGGGCCAUGGGCAUGGCAUUGUGUUCAUAGAGACCUCAGAGAGAAUGGAGCCAACGCCUCUGGUCUCUUGUGCUGUGGAAUCUGCUGCCAAGACUUACCCAGAGAAGCCCGUGGUGUUCUUCAUGAAGGGUCUCAACACCACCACACGGCUGCCCUCAAACUCCACUUACCCAGCCUUUUCCCUCCUCUCAGCCAUAGACAAUGUUUUCCUCUUCCCUUUGGAUAUGAAAAGGCUGUUUGAAGACACACCAUUGCGUUCAUGGUACACUCACAUCAACGCCAGUGUGGAGAGCAACUGGCUCCACGUCAGCUCAGAUGCGUCCCGCCUGGCCAUCAUCUGGAAAUAUGGCGGCAUCUACAUGGACACCGAUGUCAUCUCCAUCCGGCCCAUCCCUGAGGAGAACUUUCUGGCUGCACAGUCUUCUCAGUACUCUAGUAAUGGGGUGUUUGGAUUCCUGCCCCACCACCCCUUCCUGUGGGAGUGCAUGGAAAACUUUGUAGAACACUACAAUUCAGACAUUUGGGGCAACCAGGGUCCCAGUUUGAUGACAAGGAUGUUGAGACUGUGGUGCAAACUUAGAGACUUCCAGGAGGUGAGUGAUUUCAGGUGUUUGAACCUGUCCUUCCUACACCCUCAGAGAUUUUACCCCAUCUCCUAUCCAGAGUGGAGGCGCUACUAUGAAGUCUGGGACAAAGACCUGAGCUUCAAUGACUCCUAUGCCCUGCAUCUGUGGAACUACAUGAACAACGAAGGAAGGACUGUGGUUAGAGGGAGCAACACGCUGGUGGAAAAUCUCUGCCGUAAGCACUGUCCCAGGACUUACAGGGACCUGAUUCAAAGCCCAGAGGGGUCAGUGACUGGGGAGGUGGGUCCAGGUAACAAAUAG